UCGCGCGGUAUUGAAGCGUGUUAGGUUGUUGCUUUGUGUAUUGUUUAUGUCAUUGGUUUGAUUCUCCUUUAGAAAAUAAUUAUGAUAAACCUUCUUGAAGAGCCAUGGUACCGACUAUUGUGCAAGAGAAGAGAUUUGAAUCUGCAGUACACGUUAGGUGGCGGACAAUCUUUCAGGUGGAAGAAGAUUAACGAAAAUGAAUGGUGGGGAAUCUUCUGCAGCAGAUUUUGGAUGUUAAAACAAACAGAUAACUUCAUACUAUACAAAGUUGCUAAACAAGUCACACCUUCUAAGAAGUGUUCUGUUUUGCUUAGUGAGCUGCAUGAAGAUUUGUCUCUAAAAAAAUUCCUUGCUAAUUUAAGUACAAACUCAGUGACUCUUAGUGAAGAAGAAAAGAAACUUCAAAUAUGUGAUACAGCAGAUGAACUGAAUGGAAUGCUGCUCUGUAAAUACCUUAGACUGGACACUAAUUUAGAAGAGUGCUAUAACCGUUGGGGUCAACGUGAUCCUGUAUUUCAGAAAGCAGCUAGCAAAUGUCAUGGUGUAAGACUUCUGUGUCAGGAACCACUAGAGACAAUACUGACAUUCAUUUGUUCAUCAAACAAUCACAUUAAAAGAAUUACCUCCAUGAUAGAGAAAUUGUGUUCAUUGUAUGGGGAGGAAAUUGGGGUUAUUGAUGGUGUGAAGUAUUUUGAUUUUCCUGAUGUAGAGCAGCUUGUGGCACCUUCUGUCCAUGGUACACUGGCAAAAGCAGGAUUUGGGUAUAGAGCUGGCUUUAUUCACAAAUCAGCAUGUAUGAUCCAAGAGUUGGGUGGAUACGAGUGGAUAAAUAAGCUUAAGCUGCUGCCAUAUGAAGCAGCGAGGAAAGAACUUGUAAGACUGCCAGGUGUUGGCUUCAAGGUAGCAGAUUGUAUAUGCCUUAUGUCAUUGGGCCACUUAAAUGCAGUACCAGUGGAUACACACAUACAUCAGGUUGCAAAACAGCAUUAUAUGAAAAGUCUGCGAAAUGCAAAAACGCUCUCUAAUACUUUGUAUUUGGACAUUAUGAAAUUCUUUCAGGACAUUCAUGGCCCAGAUGCUGGAUGGGCACAGACGGUAUUGUUUUGUGCUGAUUUAAAGAAUAUUGGAAAUGAGCAAACUCCUGAAGAAAAUGGUACAGGAGAAACAAAAACAAAAAAGAAACGGACUAAAUAAAUGAAAGUGGAAAACUAUUGAGUGCUGUCCCCAGGUCAAAUAACAGAAAGAAGCUGAUAAAAAAAAACUGUAAAGAUGUAGCAGGUUACACCUUCUGAGUUUAACGAUAGUGGUGGGCGAAAGAAUGUUAGAAACUUUUACAGUAUGCUCUUGAAGGGAACAUAUUAAUAUUUUAAAGUGAAUGACUAUUUGGUUAUAUGUAAAGAGCUUAUUUCAAUAGUGGUACAAGUCAAUUUUUGUUCAUUCUGAGAUACAGAGUCCUAAAGUUAAAUCAGCACUAAAAAAUCUGCAGUUGAGA
Messenger RNA from Schistocerca americana (American grasshopper), 1492 nucleotides. RefSeq names its product N-glycosylase/DNA lyase-like. The transcript has 5 exons. The coding region runs from base 82 to 1194 and encodes 370 amino acids. Gene Ontology annotation, biological process: base-excision repair, AP site formation; base-excision repair; nucleotide-excision repair. The record is from RefSeq and is a predicted model, not a curated record. Gene Ontology annotation, molecular function: 8-oxo-7,8-dihydroguanine DNA N-glycosylase activity; damaged DNA binding. Lineage: Eukaryota; Metazoa; Arthropoda; Insecta; Orthoptera; Acrididae. Gene Ontology annotation, cellular component: nucleus.